Molecule: messenger RNA, 2106 nt
Organism: Nicotiana tabacum (common tobacco)
Lineage: Eukaryota; Viridiplantae; Streptophyta; Magnoliopsida; Solanales; Solanaceae
Source: RefSeq, a predicted model, not a curated record
UUGUUCUUUUCAUUUUCUGAGAGAAUUUAGGAAAAAACACUGAACUCAAAAGACUCUCCGACUGAUUUCACCGGAGACUCAUCCCGGAGAAUUCGCCGGCGAUUUAGUUGGAAUGCCGUUCUAAAGGUAAUGGAGAGAUUGUAGCAUUGGUAGAGCUGGGUAGCUGCUAUUCUGAAUUGGAGUUAUCUGUACGUCAAAUCGGAGGACUACAUUUGAAAUACUUGGAAAUGUCUUUACAGAAUAAGGGCCUUUGGGUGCUAAAAGACAAUGGUCCUCUAACUGAUGGAGAGAUGGGCGGCGAGACUUCGUUGAGGAUUGAACAGAAGCGUGCUCAUCAAUUUUUUAUGGAUGCUUCUGAAGGGGAGUUAUUCUCCAAUAAGAAACAAGCUCUGCAGUCUGUCAGCGAUAAACCAAUUUCAACACCUGCAAGUCUGAACUUUUCCUUCUGGGGUAAUGCAUUUAAUUCUCAGUCUGCCCCACUUCAUUCUAGUGAUCGAUCACGUGCACCUGAGCCUCUAGGCACAUUCAGCUUUGGCGAUACAAACGUCUUCUCUUCAGGCAAUGAAAAUGUGACAACAGAAAGAAACCGUUUCAUGAAUCUUCUUCAAAAUAAUUCAACUGUGAGUUUAUCAAUGUCUUAUGCUGGGGAAGAUCCUGUUUAUCAGAAUGCUGGAACUAGAGAAGCCAGGGUCAAUCUUGCAAAUGAAUAUACAAGUGGUUAUCCUUUUUCUUUGCGGAACUCUUCAAAUAUUGGAGAAGAUAGCAUAAAUGCUACAGCUGUAGGACUAACAUAUAGUGCUGGAAUUGGAAAUGUCAUUUCAAUGGGGCACGACUUCGCAGAGGGCGAACAAACCGCCACUCCUAUAGGCAAUACAGUCAACAAGGUGAAUGGAAAUCGCAUGCUAAUGGGUCAUCAGUACGGCAGGGGUGACUGCAGUCUGUAUCUUAUGGAUCAAUCAUUUGACAAAGGAAACGGCUAUUACAGAACAGCAAAUCAGCCAUUCAUGGAAAAUGGAAAUUUCACACCAAUACCAUCUUAUGGCAAGGUGCAUGAGAAUUUCAUUUCUAUGUUCCCUUCUUAUAGUAAAGCUAAUGAAAACUUCAUGCCUGUGGGUCUGACUGGUAAUGCAGAGAUUGGUGUUGCCUUUAGGUGCCCAACUCCUGAUAAAGUGGUAGAAGCUGUCAUAUCAACUGGUACUUGCAGCAAAGAAAAUUCAAGCUUCAUAUCAAUGAGUAAGGGUGAAAGAGCCACCAUAUCUUUUGGGGAGAUUCAGCAAGAGCAUGGAGGAAAUAAUCCUUCUGACAAGGUCAUCAGCAGCUAUGAUAUGUUGAUAAGUGAAUCCUCUCUUGAAGCUUCAGAAUCACUGACAGAGAGAAGUACAGUGGAGCACUCUGCAGAUCAAAUUGAGAUUGUUGCUCCAGAAACUACUGUCAGAACAGAAAACAUGUCCAAGCAGAAGGCGCAGAAGACACCUAAGAGUUCCCCGAACAAUUUCCCAUCCAAUGUUAAAAGUCUAUUGUCAACUGGUAUGCUUGAUGGAGUGCCGGUGAAGUAUGUCUCGUGGUCAAGAGAGAAAACUGUUCGAGGAAUUAUUAAAGGGACUGGUUACUUGUGUGGCUGCAAUGACUGCAAGCUGUCCAAGAAUCUAAAUGCUUUUGAAUUUGAGCGUCAUGCUGCUUGCAAGACCAAACAUCCUAACAAUCAUAUUUACUUCGAGAAUGGGAAGACAAUUUAUGCCGUGGUCCAGGAGUUAAAGAAUACCCCUCAGGAAAAGCUGUUUGAAGCAAUUCAAAAUAUCACUGGUUCUCCUAUCAACCAGAAAAAUUUCCAAACUUGGAAAGCUUCCUAUCAAGCUGCUAGUCGUGAGCUUCAGCGUAUCUAUGAAAAAACUGAAGUGGCAAAACCAUCUUGAUUUGCAGACUCUUUUGCUCCUGGUUUUUCUUGAGGUCCACUGAUGGAGCAACUGUACUCUAUUUUUGAAAUUCUGAACAAGUUUUGAUUCUAUAGAUACCCCAGGCAGAUGGUGAUGUAUUAUAUGGGGUUCUAAUUACUGUGACGGCUAAAUAUGCUAUAUAAAAUGUCAACUCUUUUUGGUCUUUAACAUU